AUGCCAGACCGUCUCGGAAAUCUAACUUUUCAGAUGUCAAGACGGAGCGCCGCUCGGAUGUCAGCGAGUACCAGGACCAGUAAUGAACAGUUUCCUGAUGAUGCGAGCACAGUCAACUUCCAGGAAAUAUUAGAAGAAAUGAAUGACGCCGAUCGGGACACCGGAGAGCGAUUAAGACGACAUUUACAGUUUUUCUUCAUGAAUCCGCUCGAGAAAUGGAGGGUUCGGCGACAAUUUCCAUACAAAUUAGCCCUUCAAGUGUUGAAAAUUAUUUUCGUCACCCUUCAACUGAUUCUUUUUGCUGAAAUGAGGAUGUCUCAUGUAGAUUUUAUGGAGGACACCAACACUGUGAUGCGACAUAAGUUCCUUAAGGAGUGGAAUGACGACAGGGAUGCCUUACAGUAUCCUCCUGCUGAGGGUAGAUAUUCAGUUUAUGACGGGCAAGGAAUUUUCGAUCACCUGAGUUUUAUAAUUGGUUCGUAUUAUUCCAUACAGACGGAUUCGUUCGCCUCCUUCAGCUACGAUGUACAUAGACCACCAAAACCUGAAAAUGCCACGGAUGAUCCUUCACUCACAGCUGGUGUCGAAUUCAAUACUAUUCCGUACAUAGAGGUGUGUGUGGAUAGAAUCAACAGUGUUACUGUAAACAAUAACACUUAUGAAUUCGACAUAACAGAUGUACAUGCAUGCAUGCUCUUGAACUUGACCAAGCAAGAGGUAGAUAAUAUUCGUGCGGAUUCCAACGCUGUGGCCAAGGCUUUCGAGGCCAGAGGUGUAACGUUCAAGUCCGAGGACGCAUUGAUCAUUUCGAAGGCAUCUCUUAUUUUCAAACUUCGGACCAUCCAUUUCAGCCCUAAGUCUGGUGAUCAGAAACCAGAAUGUUACAAAAUUGCGGUAACGAUUGUCUUCGACAAUUCUCGGCACACGGGGCAAGUGCACGUGUAUCUGUCUACUGUGAUCUCCUAUGUUAAUGUGUGCAAUGGUCGAGUAAUUAAAGGAGUUGGAACGAACCUUGAUACGUUGAUUAUGGGCAUCACAGAUGUAAUUGUUUUGCUGUUGUGUAUAUUUUCGCUUAUCCUGUGCUUCAGGGCCUUAGUGAAAGCUCAUUUGUUGAAAAACAAAGCAAUGGAUUAUUUUGAGAAUAUGUUCAAAAUAAAAAUGUCAAUUUCUGAUCAGCUGGACUUCCUCAAUCUUUGGUAUGUGAUGAUUGUCAUCAACGACGUUCUUAUCAUUGUUGGAACGUUGAGUAAAAUUUCCAUAGAGUUCCGUGAUUUUGACAACUCAAUUUUCACGCUUACGGGAAUUUUGCUGGGCAUGGGCGCUCUUCUGGUCUACGUUGGUGUGCUUCGUUACUUUGGGUUCUUUAACCAAUAUAACAUCCUCAUCCUCACUUUGAAGAAAUCCAUUCCGAGCAUGGCACGGUUCAUGUCCUGUGCUGUUGUUUUAUACGUCGGAUUCUUGAUUGCUGGUUGGGUCAUUAUUGGACCCUAUAGCAUGAAGUUCCGAACCGUAGGAGAGUCAUCUGAAGCUUUGUUUUCUCUGAUGAAUGGAGACGACAUGUUUGCGACUUUUUACACUAUCAACGACUCAAACACCGUUAUUAAGGUGUUUGGAACUGUCUACAUUUACUGUUUUGUGUCGAUGUUCAUCUAUGUUGUACUAUCUUUGUUUAUUGCAAUAAUAAUGGAUGCUUAUGAGGUUGUGAAGGAUCGCUACUCUUACGGGCUGUCUGUGGAGCGUUCUUCACUGAAAGAUUUCGUUGCAACGGCACCGGCUCCAGGAGCGUUGAACUCACCGUCAACGCAGGCACAAUAUGCGCCCUCGGCGCUUUUGAACCUCGGUCGGUAG
Molecule: messenger RNA, 1848 nt
Organism: Cooperia oncophora
Lineage: Eukaryota; Metazoa; Nematoda; Chromadorea; Rhabditida; Trichostrongylidae
Source: the annotation of a GenBank genome assembly